UCAAAAAAAAAAAAGGGAUCAUAUAGAAUAGAAAGGCAAAAUAAAUCUCUAGAAAUUUAUAAUAACUUGAUUCUUCUCUCUCCCAAAACACUAUUUAAAGACAAUCUAAGCACACUACUUUCUUCCAUGCAAUUGUUGUGUUUUUGUGCACUUAGUAUUACUUUUCUCUCAUUUUAUCUUUCUUCAAAGCACCACUUUAAUUUCACACUCUCCAUAGCUAGAUAGCAACACACUAGUACUUCUUCCAUUAUAUAUAAUUUUGUUAUUAAUUAGUUCAUUUAAUUACAAAAACAUAUAGAGUAAUUAAUUAAAAGUAUUUCAAAGAUGUCUAGCAGAAGGUCAAGAUCAUCAAGACAUUCAGGAGGAUCAAGGAUAAGUGAGGACCAAAUCAAUGAUCUUGUUUCCAAGUUGCAACAGCUUCUUCCUGAGCUCAGGAACAGGUCCUCUGACAAGGUUUCAGCAGCUAGGGUGUUGCAAGAUACAUGCAAUUACAUAAGAAGUCUGCAUAGAGAAGUUGAUGAUCUGAGUGACAGAUUAUCAGAACUAUUGGAAUCAUCAGACACUACUCAAGCAGCUCUAAUUAGAAGCCUACUUAUGCAAUAGUCUAUCAUCAUGUUGUAUUUUUAUUUUUAUUUUUUUGGGGUUUCAAUUUCUUUCUUACUUGAUUCAGCAGUUACUAUUUUGUUCUUUUUUGGUUUUCUUUAAUUAGACUUUCCAUUUACUUAAUGACUGUUAGAAAAGAGAGUUUUCACUAUGUUUCUGAUUUGAACUCACCUUUAAUUAAAAGCUUUUUGAGGUCUAGCUAGCUUGGCUA
Molecule: messenger RNA, 814 nt
Organism: Capsicum annuum
Lineage: Eukaryota; Viridiplantae; Streptophyta; Magnoliopsida; Solanales; Solanaceae
Product: transcription factor PRE3
Exons: 2
Coding region: 325-603 (92 amino acids)
Biological process (GO): regulation of growth; regulation of DNA-templated transcription
Molecular function (GO): protein dimerization activity
Source: RefSeq, a predicted model, not a curated record